This is a messenger RNA of Daktulosphaira vitifoliae (grape phylloxera), 3025 nucleotides long. It is a transcript of the gene RanBPM, whose product is annotated as ran-binding protein 9. The transcript has 11 exons. Gene Ontology annotation, cellular component: cytoplasm. NCBI's taxonomy places the organism in Eukaryota, Metazoa, Arthropoda, Insecta, Hemiptera, Phylloxeridae. The record is from RefSeq and is a predicted model, not a curated record. The coding region runs from base 286 to 2172 and encodes 628 amino acids. Gene Ontology annotation, molecular function: protein binding. Gene Ontology annotation, biological process: cell surface receptor signaling pathway; cytoskeleton organization.
CAGCAGUCAGCAGUGUUUCUAUUUCAUCAGUGCUGGUUGGUCGAGUUGUGAGUGCGCGUGUGAUGAUCACUGAUUGCUACGGUCCGUCGUCAUGAUAAGUAUUGUUGUCGUUGGUUGUGGAGGUGGUAUUAGCAGCUCGCAGUUUUGACAGCGUUAGAAAAACGCCACAAUAUAAUCAAUAUUAUUUUAAUAACAUAAUUAUAUCAAGAGUAAAAUCGCAGCAGUUUUAAUUUACACAUUCACUGAUAUAUUUUUGGGCUGCCAAUCGCAACUAUUGUUGCGGAAAUGGCGACUAGUCCGCCUAACACCAGUAACACGGUCGUCGUUAGCCCUGAUUGUAGCGGCGCUAAAACCAGUAGUAGUCAUUUUGGGAAACAAGGUGAAGAAAGGCUUAAGAAUUUAUACCCAAUGGUGGAUGAAAACGACACACCGUUGCCUAGGAGCUGGAACUCCAAAGACAAAUUCACAAAUCUUGGACUGUCCCAGAACAACAUACGUGUCCAUUAUAAAGGUCAUGGAAAAACUCAUAAAGAUGCUGCUAGUGUACGAGCUACACACCCAAUUCCAGCCUCUUGUGGAUUAUAUUAUUUUGAAGUUAAAAUUGUGUCAAAAGGCCGUGAUGGCUACAUGGGUGUCGGACUUUCCGCUCAAGGUGUUAAUAUGAACCGAUUACCUGGUUGGGAUAAACAUUCGUAUGGUUAUCAUGGUGAUGAUGGACAUUCAUUUUGCUCAAGUGGUACAGGACAACCAUAUGGGCCAACAUUUACUACUGGUGAUGUUAUUGGCUGUGGAGUAGAUCUAGUGCACAAUAAAUGUUUUUACACAAAAAAUGGUACACAUCUAGGAACAGCAUUCACUGAUCUUCCUCCAAAUUUAUUUCCAACUGUUGGGUUACAAACACCCGGAGAAGUGGUUGAUGCCAACUUCGGGCAAUGGCCAUUUGUUUUUAAAAUAGAAGAAAUGAUGAAGGAGCUUAGAAACCAAACACAAACUACUAUUCAGAGUUAUCCAUUUUCUUAUCCAUAUUCACAGUGCCAGACAAAUUUUCAUAAAAUGGUUUCAACCUACUUAGUACACCAAGGAUUUUGUGCUACUGCAGAAGCAUUUAUAUCUCAAACAGAUCAAUCAUUUGAAGAAGAAAUUACUUCUAUCAAAAAUCGACAAAAAAUAUUAAAAUUGGUUUCCACUGGACGAAUGGGAGAAGCUAUUGAAAUGACUAAUAAACUAUACCCUGGACUACUUGAGUCUAAUCGUAAUCUUUUAUUUAAAUUAAAAUGUCGCCAGUUUGUUGAAAUGGUAAAUGGUACUGACUCUGAAGUAGCACCUUAUUCCCAUGAAAAUAUUGAAGUUCAAACUACUAAUCGACCAUCACCCAAACGUACAUUACCGUCUAAUCGUAGUCCCACAUCUAUACAAACUAAUGGUAGUAUAAAAUGUCAAAAGUUGUCAAAUUCUUUAACGUCAGAAAUAAAUGAAAUGAAUUCAGUAAAUUUAAUACUUAAUGGCUCAUCAGAUGCAACAACCAUCAAAACAAUAAAAAAUGGAAACUCAAAAUUAAAUGACUACUCAAUAGAAAAAAUGGAUUGUAAUGAAGAUAGUCAGACUACAGAUUAUAUAAUGACAUCAGAAAGUAUUAAUGGACAUCACAAUAAUCAUUACCCAGAUGGAGAUUACAGUUCUAAUGGUUACCAUAAUGGCCAUUCUUGUGAAAAUCUUAGUAAUGGAAAUUCAAGAAUUAUUAGUAAUAAUGGAAAUGAAGAAUCAAUGGAAAUAGAUCAACCAGAAUUCCAUCAACCUACCAAAAAAGUUUGUGGUGGAAGCAAACCUGGUGUUGAAAAAAUGCUCGAAUUUGGUCGAGAAUUAUUCCUACUUAGUUUACAAUUAAGACAAGAAUUAGGACGUAAUGAAACUAAUAAAAAAAUGUUACAAGAUGCGUUUAGUUUAUUAGCUUAUUCAAAUCCUUGGAAUAGUCCAGUUGGUUGGCAACUAGAAUCUUCACAGAGAGAUAGUGUAUGUGCUGCAUUAAAUUCUGCAAUUUUAGAGUCAAGUAAUUUACCUCGAAGACCUCCUCUUGAAAUGACUGUUGGUCAUGCUUAUGAGCUAGUCAAGCUUAUGGCUGCUUCCAGUAUGGGAGCUUGUGCCUUUACUAAUAUAGAUGAAUUGCUCAAAUGACCUUCGUAUAUUGUGCGUAUCACUGCCACCAUUUUACAAUUGUUUAGAACUGCUAAUGGUUGGUCACCAAUCUCAAAUAAUAUAACAAUUGCUAAUGGCAUAAGUACUUGAAGUGGCCACAUCACCAACAAAAAAAAACUAUGUAAAAUUACAAAUUUUUGACGAUUACAAUUUUCUGUAUAAGUGUGUAAGUAGAAUUUUAUUUCAUCAAGAAAUUUAUAUAUAUUCAGUUGACGCAAUGUAAAUGAGCCUUUAUUUUUAUUAAUAUAUUAUCUGACAUCUCUAUAAAGAUUCUUUUAAUUGUUUGAUAUUGACUAAAGUUUUAUAUAUGUCUAUGUUUAAAUAUUAUUUCAUAGAUAAAUUAUUUAAAGACUUCAAAUCCUGUGUUCUUUGUAUAUUGCCUUUAUUUUUCUUGUAAAACUAGAUUUGUUUUGAUGAUUGAUAAUAUCAACUUAAUUAAAUAUGUGAAGGUCUGAUAAAUAAAUACAUUAUACCUAAUUAUUGAAGCAAUUAAUGUUAUUGUAUAAAAAAAUUAUUUUGCGUAUAUUAUGAUCUCUUCACAUAACUUAUAAAACAUGUUAAUUUUAAAUUUGUUGCUGUUAUAAUGUGAUCUACAAAAUAACCGAUUAUUCAACACAUAAGAUUUUUUUAAUUAAAUUAAAAAAUUGUUUUAUUUUUGUAUUAAAUAAAAAAAAAUGAUUCAAAAUCGCCAAUUCUAAAUUUUAAGAUUGUUUAAAUAUUGUAUUAUAUUAUUUAAUUUAUAGUUGUUAGUUUCAAAUGAUUGUACUAACAUUUAAUAAUGAAUAUAUCUAUACAAUUAGUUCAUACAAAUAAAAUUUUUUUUCUUUGAAUA